Messenger RNA from Owenia fusiformis, 1033 nucleotides. The record is from the annotation of a GenBank genome assembly. Lineage: Eukaryota; Metazoa; Annelida; Polychaeta; Sabellida; Oweniidae.
CGGAUGAUGUGCUGUUGAGUAGAUCAGAUAGCUGAAUGCACGUGUUCUUAGUUGCUGAAGACUGCUGGAAGAAGAAAGAAGAUAUAACAUCAUGCAAAACCUAUUCAUCAUAGCUUUUAUUGCAAUCGGUCUCUUAUCUGAUGUUCAAGCUAUAGAAUACUAUGCAGAAUGUAAAACAGACACUUUAGGCAAUGAAUAUCAGGGGAAGCUAUCCGUUACAAGAUCCGGGAAAACUUGCCAGAGAUGGAAUCGUCAAAGCCCACAUGAACACAGCAGAAAUGAUACCAGUACAUUCCCCGACGACAACCUCAAAGACGCCAACAAUUAUUGCCGUAACCCUGAUAAUGAGCCGGAAGGUCUUUGGUGUUAUACAACAGAUAGUAACACUAGGUGGGAAUAUUGUAAUGUACAACAAUGUGAAUGUAAAACAGCCACUUUGGGCAAAGCAUACCAAGGAAAGAUAUCUUCCACAAGAUCCGGGAAAACCUGUCAGAGAUGGGACUCUCAGAGCCCCCAUGGACAUGGUAACAACAAUGAUCCCAGUAAAUUCCCCGACGACAACCUAAAGGAUGCCAAUAAUUAUUGCCGUAACCCUGAUAACGAGCCGGAAGGUCCUUGGUGCUAUACGACAGAUAGUAACACCAGAUGGGAAUAUUGUAACGUAAAACAGUGUGGACAAUGUGGUGGAACCUUAUCGGGAACAGGGGAAUUCUCAAGCACAUGUGUAGGAAACGUUGAACACAACUAUCCGAAUGGUGCAAAUUGUCUUUGGACCAUCAACGCAGAAAGUGGAUCAUCAGUGAAAUUGAUAUUCAACAUCUUUCACUUAGAAGGUGGAUCGGACUGUAAAUAUGAUUAUGUGGAAGUUUAUGGCGAUCAACGUUUAGUGGGAAGAUAUUGUGGGAAAACGCCACCUCCUACUCUUACUUCAACGGUGUCGUUUGGAAAGGUUUCCACGCAUCAUUCAUUAGCACGUGAUGACUAGUCUACAGGAGAAGAGAUUGCUUCACAAUAUUUGUUUCAACUGAAUUUA